GGAGAACAUAUAUUCGAAUCAAAACACGCACGGAACUGGUCAAUUUAGGACGAAUAUUUUGCCCUUGCCCGAGAAGUCGGAGAGGAGGCUGUCGCAACCCUUGGACUUGAGUCAAACCAUUCCGGAGCCAUUGCGAGACCAGCCAGAAAAUGUGGUUAUUGGAAAUUGGGCAAUAACAACUUAUGAGCCGACGUACAUCUUACGGAGAAAUGCCGAGUAUUUUGAUGUUGACCAAGACGGCACCAUAUGGCCCGAGGAUACAUAUAUGGGUUGUAGAAAACUAGGUUCGUCCCAAAUGACUACCUAGUAGCAUGAAAAUAAAAGCUGAACAAUACCCUAGGAUGGGGCAUCAUGUCCUCCUCUCUUACCAUGUUCGCACUCCAUUUAAUACUCUCCUAUCCAACCUGUUCGGGGCCCAUACCUGAUCUACACUCCCGAAUCCACCACGACAAUACGCAACACCGUAGAAACGGUAGCUUAAAGGUGCUGUACGACGAAAAGGGACGUCCGAGGCGUAACCGAGCGUGUGAGAGUAUCCUGGCAAAGUACGAUAAAAGCAAUAAAGGCGGUCUCACUUUCCGAGAUCUCCUGCACUUCUUCAAUGAGCAGAGAGCUGAGUAUAACGUUUAUGGCUGGAAUAUCGCUGUCUUCGAAUGUGAGUUGAACGUUGCCGUUAUUGGAUCCCUAGUACUUAACACAUGAUACUGACUCCGAUCAAGGGCUGGUUUUGUACAUAUUCCUCUGGCCCCGUAACGGUAUCAUGCGGAGCGAAGAUAUCCGCGCGGCCUUCAAUGGCACUAUUCUUUACAUGAAAGCAGAAGAGCACCAUCACAAGGUUGAAAUACAUCGCAAGAAACCUGGCAAUGGGGACGGUUUUAGAACUAGGAGGCGAUUUAACCCCGUGAAACUUGCUGUGGCAAUCAUAACCGGAAUCGUCAUUACGAUUUGGGCUUUGCGAAAUAGAAACCCGAAUACAUCGGAUUGGACGAUGCGUUGGUGGAAGAAAUACAAUAUCUUAAAGGGGGCGAGUGCGACGGAUCCCGGCCUAUUCGAUAGCUGGUGAAU
Molecule: messenger RNA, 1065 nt
Organism: Annulohypoxylon truncatum
Lineage: Eukaryota; Fungi; Ascomycota; Sordariomycetes; Xylariales; Hypoxylaceae
Exons: 1
Coding region: 352-702 (116 amino acids)
Molecular function (GO): monooxygenase activity; calcium ion binding
Source: RefSeq, a predicted model, not a curated record